Molecule: messenger RNA, 840 nt
Organism: Didymodactylos carnosus
Lineage: Eukaryota; Metazoa; Rotifera; Eurotatoria; Philodinida; Philodinidae
Source: the annotation of a GenBank genome assembly
AUGUCAGAUCUUCGUUGUUUGCCUAAGCUUUCUUUUGGAGAUAUCGAAAAUUAUAUUAGACAGAAAUUAAAUGAAAUUUGUGAUGGUUACGAAACAAAUGAUAUUCAAAAUUCUAUGAUUGUUGUUACACCUAUGGCAACAGAAAUAAGAGUAACAUCAAAUGUCAAACAUUCUACGUCAAAAAAGAAUGUAUGCUCAAUUAAAAUUAUUUCUAAAGACUUAACUGUAUCAGAUCUCAAAGGUGUAACAGCAAAUUGUGAUUGUAAAUAUGGUAAUAGUGAAUUUUGCAGCCAUGUUUGUUCCGUUCUUUAUCGUCUCGCGUCAUAUCAACUGUUAAAAUAUGAUUAUAUUCCUGAUUCGGAUUUCUCAACUACUAUUACUCAUGGAGAGCUCCAGAACCUACUAACAUGGCCAAUUUGUCUGCAAGCGAAACGACAAAAUCGAUCUUCUGAAUUAAAUAUACCAUUUGCAACUAUAUUAGAUCAUGCUCUACAGCAACAACAGUUAGCACUGGUCAAUACUAAAUUUGGACCUACAUAUUCUAUAAGUGCUUUAGCACUACAACAGUACAAUGAACUUGGUAAAGAGUACACAUUUUGCAUUGAUGAUUAUGAACAACCAACAUAUCCAAAAAAUAUGGACUAUCCACCAUUUCCACUUCAACCGUUACCAUCAUUAGAAGAAUUAAAAUUAAGCCAUACAAAUGUUUGGUGGCCAUUGGAUAUUGUUCUUACUGACAGUGAUUGUGUUUCAUUAGAAGCUCAAACUGUUACUCAACGAGCAAAUCAAAUGUGGCGUGACGCCCACUCGAAAAGACUAUCAGCUUCUCAAGUAGGACAU